Messenger RNA from Chaetomium strumarium, 1160 nucleotides. RefSeq names its product apolipo protein O-domain-containing protein. The record is from RefSeq and is a predicted model, not a curated record. The coding region runs from base 132 to 986 and encodes 284 amino acids. The transcript has 3 exons. Lineage: Eukaryota; Fungi; Ascomycota; Sordariomycetes; Sordariales; Chaetomiaceae. Gene Ontology annotation, biological process: cristae formation. Gene Ontology annotation, cellular component: mitochondrial crista junction; MICOS complex.
UCAAGAGCCCAAGCUUCGCAACCUCUGACCUCAGCAUCCAAGCGUCUUGCCCACCACCAACGGGGAGCUUUUGCCCCUCCGCCUGCCACGAACCUCAAGCUCCGGCGCGGUACGUCUCAAUUGGGUAGAUAAUGGCCACCAGAGUGCUUUUGCAGCGGCGCGUUGCGCCGUUAACGGCCGCCGUGCUGGUAGGCAGUGUCGCUUUCUUACCCCGGACUGCGCACGCCGAAGCCUCCAGCGACCGCCAGUUUCCCAGGAAACCCAUCUACGAUGACGACUUCGACAUCUCACCGCUGGCGAAGCCAACACCCACAAGUCAAAUGACCCCCGCGGCACUCCCGACUCCCACCGCCCCGUCACCAACAGAAGAGCCGAUACCCGCCAGCGAGCCACCCGCUCCGAUGCCGUCCUGGCCGGAAGCGACUUCUUCCUCUUCUUCUUCUUCCACCACCGCCGUCCGCACCCGCGCACCGACGCCAACAGACCGGCUGGCCGCGGAGAUCCGCCGCGCCCGGCUCUUCCUGUACUCGCAGGCCUGCGUGGCCGAGGACGCGGUCAACGGCGCCAUGGCGCGGGCCUUCGCGCUCGAGGAGUCCUUCACGUCGACGGUGGCCUCGCUCGCGCCGCCGCGCGAGUCCGGCGAGAAGCUGAUGCCGGGCCUGAUCUACGUGCUGGUGGCGGGCAUGGCCGGCAGCAUCGUGGCGCGGAACCGGAACGUGCUGCUGCGCGGCGCGGCGCCGCUCGCGCUGGGCCUGGGCGCCGCGUGGAUGGUGAUCCCCGUGACGAUGGGCAACGUCAGCGGGCUGGUGUGGGAGUACGAGAAGAAGUUCCCCGCCGUGGCGGACGCGCAUCUGCGGACGCGGGAGGGCAUCGAGCAGGGGGUGUACAUGGCGCGCGUGCAUGCUGAUCUGGCGCAGAGGAAGGUGCAUGAGAGUGUAAAGGAUGCGAGGGAGGCGUUGGAGGCGUGGGUCAGGAAGGGGAAAUAAAUGGGUGUGAUUGAAAGGGCAGAAAAAGGAGGCCCCGGUGUGACGAAGCCGUGGGAAAUGAGUUAGAGCGAGGCGAACGGAUGUGUCCCUCCGCUUGUACAAGUACCAUAACUAGAAGUUUCUGGGCGGAUAGAGAAUAUUUGCUUUGGGAUGAAUAAGAUACUACUUCCGGUG